Cercocebus atys (sooty mangabey) is the source of this 3744-nucleotide messenger RNA. RefSeq names its product ceroid-lipofuscinosis, neuronal 5 (gene CLN5). Gene Ontology annotation, cellular component: lysosome; lysosomal membrane. The record is from RefSeq and is a predicted model, not a curated record. Gene Ontology annotation, biological process: lysosome organization. Gene Ontology annotation, molecular function: hydrolase activity, acting on glycosyl bonds. The transcript is spliced from 4 exons. The coding region runs from base 1273 to 2190 and encodes 305 amino acids. NCBI's taxonomy places the organism in Eukaryota, Metazoa, Chordata, Mammalia, Primates, Cercopithecidae.
ACACUUUUUUGUUUCGUGUGGUAUACUACGUGGAAAGAGAAGUUUGUGGUUGAAACUAGUUUUCUGGAAAAUGUUAAUAAUAAAAUGUUUGUAAGAAGUCAAAAUUACUCAAUAGAACAAGAAUUGUAAAUCCAAACGCUUUGAUUUAACAUUAGGGCAAGGUGUUGACCAUAGCUUUUUAGUGGAUUUUUUUUUUAAGUCUCAGAUAUUAAGUACAUGCCCCCAUCUAAUCCCCUCAAUUGAAUAUAAUAUUUAAGUUUAUUAAGUUCCCAUUUAAAUUACCUUUGAACUAAAAUAGACUUUGCUGUGGGUCAGUGCAAUCUCUAUGUGAUUAUGUAUUUGUUUAAACCAGGUAAGUGCCUAUAAAACACUGUACCCAAGUGGCAGAAAGUUUUGGGAGCGUUGUUAAUAUUUUUGGUCAGCAUAAAGAUUUUAACUUCUUAAGUUAAAAUAGAAAUUUUUGUUGAUUUGUUGGGAUUGUAAAACAGUAGAUCUGGCUUGGGGAUCUAGGAUUCUUAGAUAGAAGCUGUUGUCGCCACCACUUCCUUCUUUCCCAAUGCCAGAUUAUAGGUGACCAGUUUGUCUGCUGAGCUGAAUUCAACUGCAGUGCUCCUCGAGUCCUAUUGCUAUGGCCUUCUCCGGUCUUCUUUUCUUGCCUGCAUUGUUGAGGUCACCUUCUAACUGAUCUCUCAUGUUUAAUUUGGCCUCUCUCCCUACCCUCUUUUAAUUCAUGAAAUAAGGUUUACUUUAUAGCAAAUUCAGUCCUAUCAGAUCUGCUACUUAACAUCCUUUAAGCUUAGCUCCCCCCAGUUGUAAGGCAGGGAAUUCCAUGCACAUUCGCCUAGUGACAGAAUGACAGCCCCUGCCAGUCUCUUCUGUCUCCACUCGUGCAUUGAAGCCUGAAUCCUAGUCUUCCGUACCUACCGGAGACCAAAUGUGCCAGGCGUGUCUUAUAAUACUUAAUAUUUCCUCUGCCUUUCUGUCUUAACCUUCUAGCCAAGUACCUUAAAAACCUAGGCCCGGCCUUCAUCUCUUUCUUUGCCCUCCCCACCCCAUUCAUCCCAUACCUGGUUAACAAUGAUUUGUCCUUCCUUUGUGCCGGUAGAACUCCUUUCUUUAGUCUAGCACAUCCCACACUCAUUACUUGUUUAAUGUCUUUGCAGCUCCCACCCACAGUUCCGUGAGAAAAGCAACAGUGUUUUAAUUUCUGUUUCCCUCCUUCUUCCCAUAGUUCCCUGUAUACCUAGUAGAACCUCAAUACAUAUUGGUUGAAUGAAUGUUAAUUCACGCUUUGACUCCCGUCCAAAACCUGAUCCUUAUUGUCAAGCUAAAUAUACUUUCUGUCCAACUGGCUCACCUAUCCCAGUUAUGGAGGGUGAUGAUGACAUUGAAGUCUUUCGAUUACAAGCCCCAGUAUGGGAAUUUAAAUAUGGAGACCUCCUGGGACACUUGAAAAUUAUGCAUGAUGCCAUUGGAUUCAGGAGUACAUUAACUGGCAAGAACUACACAAUGGAAUGGUAUGAACUCUUCCAACUUGGCAACUGUACAUUUCCCCAUCUCCGACCUGAAAUGGAUGCCCCUUUCUGGUGUAAUCAAGGCGCUGCCUGCUUUUUUGAGGGAAUUGAUGAUGUUCACUGGAAGGAAAAUGGGACAUUAGUUAAAGUAGCGACUAUAUCAGGAAACAUGUUCAAUCAAAUGGCAAAGUGGGUGAAACAGGACAAUGAAACAGGAAUUUAUUACGAGACAUGGAAUGUAAAAGCCAGCCCAGAAAAAGGGGCAGAGACAUGGUUUGAUUCCUACGACUGUUCCCAGUUUGUGUUAAGGACCUUUAGCAAGUUGGCUGAAUUUGGAGCAGAGUUCAAGAACAUAGAAACGAACUAUACAAGAAUAUUUCUUUACAGUGGAGAACCUACUUAUCUGGGAAAUGAAACAUCUGUUUUUGGGCCAACAGGAAACAAGACUCUUGGUUUAGCCAUAAAAAGAUUUUAUUACCCCUUCAAACCACAUUUGUCAACUAAAGAAUUUCUGUUGAAUCUCUUGCAAAUUUUUGAUGCAGUGAUUGUGCACAGAGAGUUCUAUUUGUUUUAUAAUUUUGAAUAUUGGUUUUUACCUAUGAAAUUCCCUUUUAUCAAAAUAACAUAUGAAGAAAUCCCUUUACCUAACAAAAACAAAACACUCUCUGGUUUAUAAAACACCUUAAUUCUACUGCUCUUUUUUCGCCAAUCACCAGCAUCUGUUUUUCAGGGGCUGAUUUUACUUUUGUGAAUUUCUUAGCUUUUCUUCCUUGGUGCAGGAAGUUAAAAUGCACAUCAGCAGAACUGCUGCAUAUUAACAUCUCAGGACUUUUCUCUUGGAAAGAAACUGAAAUUCAUACUAUAUUGGCCAAAGUGAGCAAGUUAAGUGAUCUUGGUUUCAAUUUCCGAGCCUUUGUUAAUACAGAGAAUUAUGGUUCAUAUCAGUUAUGUAGGACCUUUGGACCCAAGGUCCCACAGAUAGAUAUGAUGUGCCGAGAUUUUAAAAAUACCUUCAAAAAUAAAAAAAAUACCUUCAGUGACAUUUUCAUGAUGGGAGCUCUUUUUUCUGGUAUGGCAGUUACACUUUUUCACUCAAGUGCUUUAGUUUAGACUGACUUUACAACUUUUAUAACUUCUGGAACCAAGUUUAGUAUAGUCUGAUUACAGUCCAUUGACAUAACUUUAGAGAUUCGUUUAGAAACCGUAACUGGAGUGGUUGUGCUUCUAGAUGUGGCAAAUCCAGUGUUAACACACAUUUCUGGCUGGCAUUUUGGAACUAGCUAGUAACUGGCUUGUGUUAUUUAAGCAACCUAACAUCACUAAAUCCUAGGAUUUAGGAUUGCUGUAAAGAUGGAAGUUGUAUAUGUUUGGCAGGUCACAGUGAAUGGCAGUGAUAAUAUCAAAGAACAAAUUGUCAUCCUUGAUCUUGCCUCAUGUAGUUUAUGUGCCAGACCUUCCCGGGUUUUGUAGUCACCUAGACUUUAAGCUGAUGGCAAAGUGCUUCCGCCGUUCUUCCAGCCGGGGUGUGCAGGUAUAUGGCUGCAGACAUGUUUGCGUAAACAGGCAGCGUCUGACUUCCUCACUGUUUCCUGUAGUUCUCCCUCUUCCCACAAAGCUGUCAGCGCAGUGGAAGAGGUUGCACAUCUCCGAGAGAGGACAGGUUUCGGUCCGAGUUCAGCUGUGCUUUCAUUAGAGCCAGACAAGCUUUCAAGGUCCUUUAAGUAUUUGAUGAUCAACUGAACACGUUUCUAUUCAAGGAUAAAACACCAGUCAGUAAGAAGAUGGAGUGGAUGUCCGAGAAAACAAUUCACAUUUAAUAUGUAAAUGUACCAAUUAUGUGAUUCAGUUUCAGCUGAUAUUCAAGUGCUUCCUGAGAGGUUAGUACAUUAUUACUGAGCUCUCAUAGAAAGCUUAAUCAUAGAUGUAAUUAGCCUGAUCCAAAUGAGUAAAUUGGACCUUAGAAAGGCUAAGUGAUCUUUCUCUGGCUACCCAGCUAGUAGUAAUGAAGUCAGGUCUUGAACCCAGGUUCUGCUGACUGAAUUGGAUGCACUAUAGUACAGGCUUUUUAGCACCAAAGUGUGGUCCUCAGACCAGUGCCUGCCAACCAGAUGUUACUAGUCUGUGAGGAAAUAAGUACAGAUACUGACAGGAAGCUUUUAUAAACUUUUAAAGCAAUUUGUUGGAGUGUUUUUGUUUCUGUUGGGUCUAAUUAAAAAAAUUGGAGCUUGUA